GUAAUUUAUUGGUAAUUUCUGUUUGGCAUUUAUGGAAUUUUCUAUAAGAUAGUAAAUGUAUCUUCUAACUUGGGUGUAGCACAAAAUGCAGACUAAUACGAAUUUAUUGUAAUAUAUUAUUUUAUGUAAUGAUUGAAAGAUUUCUACGAAAUGAUUAGUGUACUGAAUGAGAUUUCUACGAAAUGAUUAAUGUACUAAAUGAGUAUAAUUGACAUAUGAUUCUAAUAACCGUAUGUGAGUCGUAUACAUAUGUGUAUAAAAUUUAGAAAUGGCAACUGGAGGUAGUAGUUUUAUAAGUAAGCCAGCCAGAGGAUGGUUACACCCUGAUCACUUAGUGAGUAAAGAAGGAAUCACUUAUACUGUCAAAGUGGAUAGGAAAGUGUUAAGAGCAAUUGCUGAUAAACCUCGCAUGGAACAUACAGGUGCUACAAUAAAUUUGACUAUUAGUAGUUGCAGUUUAGCUUUGACUAACAUAGAGACUGGACAUAUUAUUGCUAAACAUGAAAUGCCACGUAUAUCUUUUGCUUCAGGUGGAGAUACGGAAAUACUAGAUUUCGUAGCGUAUGUUGCUAAAAAUAUGCAAGAAUGGCGUGCUUGUUAUGUAUUAGAAUGUGGAGGAGGUCUAGCACAAGAUGUUAUAUCCACUAUUGGACAAGCUUUUGAAUUACGAUUUAAAGAAUUUCUUACAAAACCGGCUUCAUUACACCCUAUGUUAAAUGGAAUGCGAGAAGCAGAUAGAGAUUAUUAUAAUGAUCUACCAGGCAAAGUACCACCAGAUAUUGGUCCUCCACCAGUUCCACCUUUACCAAUUACGGCAUCAACACUACCUAAUUUAAAACAUCAUCACUCUGCUCAAAAUCAUGUGUCACGCAACAAUAUACAAAACUCUGUAUUACAUGAUACGUUUUCGAAUUCUGAUAGACAUCAUCAACAAUGGGCAGAAAGUGGUAACUUAAUUGAUCUGAAUUCUGAUGAAACAUCAACAAAUUUUAAUAUUCCUCCUGAACAUAAUUACGUAAAUGACAGUGUUAUAGCAGCUACCAGAGAAAGUCACCGUGAUCAAACACCGCUUUUCGAUGUAUUUGAUAUGCAGCCAUUUAGUUCUGCGAUAUCAGAUAUGAAUAGAUUAAGUCCACAUUCUCAAAAGCAACAAUUAAAGCAAGAGAUUUGGUUCCAUGGUAGUGUUAGUCGCGCUGAAGCAGAAUCAAUGCUAACAAGAGAUGGUGAUUUUUUGGUUCGAGAAUCUCAAGGCUCGCCUGGACAAUAUGUCCUUACUGGUAUGAAUAAUGGUACACCGAAACAUUUACUAUUAAUUGAUCCAGAAGGAGUAGUUCGCACAAAAGAUCGUGUUUUUGAUAGCGUUAGUCAUUUAGUAAACCAUCAUUGUGACAAUGUAUUACCAAUUAUAUCAGCAGACAGUGUUUUAGUACUUCGAUAUCCAAUUCCCAGACGAAGUGUGAAUAAUUAAUAUUUACAAAACUAUAAUAGUAUACUAAAAAUCGAAUAAGAUUCACACUUGGUAUCGGUCAAUCCCACUAAUAUUUGCAAAAAAAAGUCUGCACUGAAUAUGAUGCUUUUCAUAGCAAAAAUUUUAUGUCAUGAACAUCUUUCUUAAGAAAGGAAAGAAUGAAAAAUGACUUAUUCUAUUCUUACUAAUAGAAAGACUUAAUAUUUGAUAAAAUAGCAUCUUAUAAUUAUUAGUGUUAUCAUAAUGCAGAGAGAAGUGUUGAAUCGUAAUACAAAAUUCAAAAAAUUAUUAUUAGAUGUUAAAUUACGAUUAAUGUGUAAAAUUUUUUAUCAAAAUAUUUGUAUGCAUCAAUUUUUUUGUAAAAUAGUAUAUGUAUAAAAAAUAGUAAUAUUUACAAUAUUUUUUCUUAAUUUAUUAAAUUGAAUUUUUUAAUGUUACAUAACAUUUCGACAAUUCCAAUAUACUUAUGAUAAAUAUAAAUUUUGCUUUUCAUUAAAUAUAACAUCCAACAUAAAAUAUAUCAGUGCUACAACUCUCGUAUAUUAGAUAAAAAUUUUUUAAUCCAUUAGAAUUAAUUAUUCAAUUCAAUUUGAUAUUAAACGAAAUAUAAUUGUUUUAUUCGAUUUAAAUUCUUACUAAGAUUCAAAAAGAAAUCUUAUGCUAUUGUUACAUUUCAAAGUGUGCCACAAUUUAAUUUUCUAGUGAAGGUCUAGUAUUCACUACUAAAUACAAUGAAAUUAUACAUUUUUAAUUUUACACAUAAUUCUAUCAUGUAGAUCGUGGCUUUUAUAAAAAGAUGUUUUUAUAAUCUAAUUUUAUAAAACUCGUAAAAUAAUUAUGCGCAUAAAUUAUACACUCAUAUACACAACACAUAUAUAUUUUUACGAAUUUUGUAACGUCCUAAUAAUAUGAUAUUUUCAUUCCAUAUUUAUGAAAUAAUCUUUGUUUGUAAUCUCG
Molecule: messenger RNA, 2425 nt
Organism: Heterotrigona itama
Lineage: Eukaryota; Metazoa; Arthropoda; Insecta; Hymenoptera; Apidae
Source: the annotation of a GenBank genome assembly